Messenger RNA from Dreissena polymorpha, 2600 nucleotides. RefSeq lists its product as uncharacterized. The transcript is spliced from 2 exons. Gene Ontology annotation, cellular component: endoplasmic reticulum membrane. Lineage: Eukaryota; Metazoa; Mollusca; Bivalvia; Myida; Dreissenidae. Gene Ontology annotation, biological process: brassinosteroid biosynthetic process; sterol biosynthetic process. Gene Ontology annotation, molecular function: oxidoreductase activity, acting on the CH-CH group of donors, NAD or NADP as acceptor. Bases 68 to 1576 code for a protein of 502 amino acids. The record is from RefSeq and is a predicted model, not a curated record.
UAUAUAUAUGUGCGAGUGGCAGAGCUUCUGUACGACGUGUUGCGUUCAGAGAGUGUAGUGAGGAAAUAUGAAAUCAGUUCUUAGUGGUUGCGAUUCGACAGACGGAAAGCAAACGCACGGCAGUGACAUGACGGGCGUAACAACUAGGUCGAAAAGUAGGACAUCGGAGAAAAAAGACGUAUAUUCAAAAAGUAAUGGCGUCAUAUCCAAUGGUUUUCAUGGUUACAAAGAGGGUUAUGAAACUCUCGAAAAGUCAGGAGUAAGUCGACGCUCGGUAUAUUUGUUCAACCAUUUUUUCUUUCCAUUGGUAAUGGUUGGACUUACCCCGCAGAUAGUGAUGUUGUUCUGGUAUACGAACGUCAAGUUUGGCGGAAGUUACUCAGCUCUGAUCACACACUUCCGUAGCCACUCAGUUUUCGGAACGCUCCUCAAAAUGUGGAGUGAACUCAGUAUUAUUAACACGUUUACAGUGGGAGUAAUCUUUGGCUACUUCGCCUGGGCGCUGUUUUGGAUGGUCGUUCUUCCGGGAAAAGAAGUCCGUGGACCUGUGACACCAAAGGGAAACACGCCUGUGUACAAAGACAACGGUUUCCUGCAUUACUGCGUCACAAUGGCUGGGUUCGCGAUCCUUACCACUGUGCUCAAGUACAACGGCUUGACUCCCACGGUCGUGUAUGACCGCUUUGGCGAGUUGUUGGCGUUCAUGAACGUGUUUGCUCUUUGUUUCGUCUUCUUGUUGUACAUCAAAGGAAUCACCCGCCCGUCCACAUCGGACAGUGGAAAGACAGGAGGUGGCUUCUUUUUCGACUAUUACUGGGGCACGGAAUUGUAUCCUCGUAUCUGCGGAAUAGACGUCAAAGUGUUCACUAACUGUCGAUUCGGCAUGACCGUCUGGCCUCUGAUGUGCUGUAUAUACGCACUGAAGAGCUACGAGCUGCACGGUUUCGUAGACAGCAUGUUCGUUACUACGAUUCUUCAGCUGACCUAUAUAACGAAGUUCUUUACAUGGGAAGCCGGAUACAUGCACACAAUAGACAUAAUUCUUGACCGAGCCGGCUUCUAUAUAUGCUGGGGCUGUCUGUGCUGGCUUCCGUCCCUGUAUCCCAGCGUCAGUCUCUACCUCGUCUCGCAUCCGGUCCGCCUCGGCACUCCACUCGCGUCAAGCAUAUUGAUCGUGGGGCUGAUUUCUGUUCUCAUCAAUUACCUGGCCGAUCUACAGCGCCAGGAUGUACGCAAGGCUAACGGCGAUUGCCUAGUCUGGGGCCGGAAGCCGGACCUAAUACGCGCCAAAUACAGGAUCGAAGGUGGCGAAGUAAGGGAGAGCAUCCUGCUGGCUUCCGGUUGGUGGGGUCUGUCCCGGCAUUUUCACUACAUACCGGAAAUCCUUCUCUCGUUUUUCUGGACGGUUACGACCGGAUUUGAGAAUGUUCUUCCCUACACGUACCUGAUAGUGCUCGUUAUUCUGCUCACUCACCGCAGUUUCAGGGAUGAACAGAAGUGCAGCUUGAAGUACGGAAUCUACUGGCAAGAAUACUGUACCAAAGUCAAGCACCGAAUCAUUCCAUUUCUGUUUUAACAGCUUCGAUACUCGUGUACAGUAUCGAUACUCGUGUACAGCUUCGAUACCCGUGUACAGCUUCGAUACUCGUGCACAGCUUCGAUACCCGUGCACAGCUUCGAUACUCGUGCACAGCUUCGAUACUCGUGCACAGUUUCGAUACUCGUGCAGUGCACCGCUUCGAUACUCGUGCACAGUAUCGAUACUCUUGCACCGCUUCGAUACUCGUGCACCGCUUCGAUACUCGUGCACAGCUUCGAUACUCGUGCACCGCUUCGAUACUCGUGCACAGCUUCGAUACUCGUGCACAGCUUCGAUAUUCGAGUACAGCUUCGAUUAUCGAGUACAGCUUCGAUACGUGUGUACAGCUUCGAUACUUGAGUCCAGUAUCGAUACUCGUGUACUGCUUCGAUACUCGUGUUUAGUUUCGUUUUGCUGUCCAAUGUAUAAAAUCAACAAUUUAAACAGAUAAACAGGUUAAGAAUGAAUAUAUGUACAGCCUUUAGGGGUUUACAAGUUCACCAAUAUUGACCUUACACUGUACUUUUUAACUAUGUUAGCAUAAUUGCUACAUUUAAAGUGUCUACUUUUCACAAACAUUUUGUUCGCUCACCUGAAGUAUUUCGCGAGAUGAAUUCUAAAAAUCAUUAAAGUUUCAAACAUUUUUUCCACUAAAAUGUUCACUGUUAAAUGCAUAAUACACAGCAAUCUUACGUAUACAAAUACUUAUGGCAUGCAUUUUAAGGAUUAAAAUGUGCACACUUGUUAGCGGUAACAAUACACUUAUAAGAAUUACAUGUCUAUAGCCAACACUCUAGCACUGAAUAAUAAUUGUUCACAAGUUUCCUUAUUGUAUGGUAUAACCAGAAUAUCUUUGCGUUCAUGUAUUGAAAUAGCUUAUCUAUAGGCAUAAUAUGGCUUAUGUAUAUGAGACGAGAAAAACAGUGCGAAGUUUACACGAGCAAAGAACACGAGUGGAUCAUACAGUUCUGUGCACAUUAAGCUCACGAUUGUCAGUCAGAUCAUUAUGUUAUUCUUUUUG